Messenger RNA from Seriola aureovittata, 2432 nucleotides. RefSeq names its product purinergic receptor P2X, ligand-gated ion channel, 5 (gene p2rx5). NCBI's taxonomy places the organism in Eukaryota, Metazoa, Chordata, Actinopteri, Carangiformes, Carangidae. Bases 128 to 1531 code for a protein of 467 amino acids. The transcript has 13 exons. Gene Ontology annotation, molecular function: purinergic nucleotide receptor activity; extracellularly ATP-gated monoatomic cation channel activity. The record is from RefSeq and is a predicted model, not a curated record. Gene Ontology annotation, biological process: response to ATP; monoatomic cation transmembrane transport. Gene Ontology annotation, cellular component: nuclear inner membrane; plasma membrane.
CAAACUGUGUUGGUGUCUCGCAACCCCUCUGUCAGUGGGUUUGCCCGUUGCAUGACAAGUGAACCAGCUGUAUAUAUCUGCUGGAGCCUGGGAGCUGCUGGUCAGUCGGGUUCACCGUGCGGGAGGAAUGGCAGGCUGGGGGGGCUUCUUCGUUUCUCUCCUCAACUACAAGACGGAGAAAUAUGUCAUCGCAGAAAACAAGAAGAUCGGAAUAUUAUUCAGACUCUAUCAGCUGGCCGUGCUGGGAUACAUAAUAGGGUGGGUGUUUGUGGUGAAGAAAGGGUACCAGGAGAAAGAGGAGGCCAUCCAGACCUCAGUCAUCACCAAGCUUAAAGGUGUGACACUGACCAACAGCUCUGAGUCAGGGCUUCACCUGUGGAGUGCUGAGGACUACGUCAUACCUCCAAACGGCGAGCAGGUGUUCUUCAUAGUAACAAAUUACAUAGAGACCCCCAAUCAGAGACUGGGGUUCUGUGCUGAGAGUUUCAAGGUGCCGAAUGGACGAUGUCAAAGUGAUGAUGACUGCGUCGAGGGGGAGACUGUAUUAGCCGGCCAUGGAAUCAAGACCGGCUUGUGUUUAAACAGCACUGGGACCUGUGAGAUUCACGCCUGGUGUCCUGUUGAACACAGCAGGAGACCCACAGAGCCCUUACUGAGCGAAGCAGAAAACUUCACCAUCUACAUCAAGAAUUUCAUUAGGUUUCCAAAGUUUGAAUUCUCCAAGUCGAACGUCCUUGAAACGUCUGAUGACAACUACCUGAAAAGAUGCUUGUACGACAGAGAGACCCAUCCUUACUGCCCUAUCUUCCGCCUCGGAGAUCUGGUCAGCUGGACUAGACAUGACUUCCAGGACAUGGCUGCUAAGGGUGGGUCUGUUGGUAUUCUUAUUGAGUGGAACUGUGACCUGGAUAAAGACUCUUCACAGUGUAAUCCACAGUACAGCUUCACCCGUUUAGACAUGAACCUGAACAACUCAGUCACAUCAGGAUACAACUUCAGAUAUGCCAGGUAUUACAAGGAUGAAAAGGGUGAAACGUAUCGCACUUUGUAUAAAGUGUAUGGAAUUCGCUUCGAUAUAAUGAUCAAUGGCCAGGCUGGGAAAUUCAAUAUUGUUCCCACAAUAAUUGCCAUUGGUUCGGGUGUUGCUCUGCUGGGUAUAGGAGCCUUUGCAUGUGAUAUGAUUCUACUGUACAUGAUGAACACCAGCUCCUUCUACCGAGAGAGGAAGUUUGAAAUCAUCAACUUCAAGAGAGACCGGACCAAACACAAGGACGGAAAGGUGGGACCCCGGGAGAAGAGAUCCAGGAAACCAGCUGCAGAGAAAGGGGCCGGCAACUCUGUCAAAAAGCCUGAGGAAGCUGAACCCGCCACAGAGAGCGAGCCAUCAGUGGAGAGACGUGGUCCCACCAUUCCACGCAACACAGGACAGAGAUACUCGGCCAUUGUCUCUACUCAAGGUGAUGGAACCAAAAGUCGGACUGAGGUCCACUUCUCACCUCCUGGCACGACUGCUGGCAUCCCACUAUCCUGAGUGAUGCUUGCCUUGACUGAAAAUGUGUUGGUCCAGGGAAAUGUCGAUGUUCUGCACUGUGGGCCAGGACACUGAUUUAGAGACACACAGUAGGGAGGUUUUCAGUGGCUGGGUCGGGAACCAAAGGUGGAAUGUGGGAGAUUACAACAGGUCCAUAAAUAAUGAUAUACAAAAGUACUGUGAUAAUGCUGAUGCACUUACAGUGACAUAAGACUAAGACUUUUAGUGAAUUGCCAAAUAUAUGCCAGUUACUGCUUUAGAAAUGCAUUCUUUUUAUCUGUUUCAUGUCAUAAGUUGCAUUCAGAAAGUAUUCAGACCCCUUCACUGUAUCACAUUUCGUUAUAUUGCAUCCUCAAGCUAAAAUCAUUUAAAUUAAUUUUCCUCUACACAAAGUGACUAAGUGAUAAAUAUCUCUGGAGCUCAGCCAGAGUGACCAUCAGGUUCUUGGUCACCUCUAUUUCCCAGGCCCUCUACCUGAUUGUUCAGGUUGGCCGGGAGGCCAGCUCCAGGGUGAGACCUGGUUGUUUCAAACUACUUCCAAUUAAGAAUCAUGGAGGCCAUUGUUCUCUUGGGAACCUUCAAUGCAGCAGAAAUGUUUUUACAGCUUCCACACAAUCCUGUCUCUGAGCUCUGCAGCAGUUCCUUCCUCCUCAUGGGUUUCGCUCUGAUACACAUCAUCAGCUGUGAGACUUUAUAUAAACAGGUGUGUGUCUUUCCAAAUCAUGUCCAAUCAGCUGAAUUUACCAGGCGGACUCCAAUCAAGGUGCAGAAACAUCUCAACGGUGAUGAAGAGAAAUGGAGGAACCUGAUCUAAAUUUCAAGUCAUAGCAAAGUGUCUGAAUACUUAUGUCAAUGUGAUAUUUCUGUUUUUUCUCUCUAAUAAAUUAAAAAAAUUCUUUAA